UGUAUGCAUCACAGGAUGGGAAUGAAGUGAAGGUGUUGGGUUGUCAAAUUGACCUAAAUGUUUUCAAUUUUUUGUAGCCGACUAGGUUUAGAAAAACCAGGAAGCUGAGAGGACAUGUUAGCCAUGGUCACGGCCGUAUUGGCAAACACAGGAAGCAUCCUGGAGGUCGAGGCAAUGCUGGUGGAAUGCAUCAUCACAGAAUCAACUUUGAUAAAUAUCACCCUGGUUAUUUUGGAAAAGUUGGUAUGAGACAUUACCAUUUAAAGAGGAGCCAGUUAUUCUGUCCUACCAUAAAUCUGGAUAAGUUGUGGACACUGGUCAGUGAACAAACCAGAUUAAACUAUGCUAAGAAGCCUGAAGGACCAGCACCUGUUAUCGAUGUUGUACAUGCAGGUUACUAUAAAGUUCUGGGUAAAGGAAGACUUCCAAAACAGCCAGUCAUUGUCAAGGCUAAGUUCUUCAGCAGGAAAGCUGAAGAGAAAAUCAAGGAAGUUGGAGGAGCCUGUGUGUUAAUGGCAUAAACUUUAACUGGGUGCAAGAAUUAAAAGAAAAUGUCACUUUUAA
Molecule: messenger RNA, 564 nt
Organism: Pristis pectinata (smalltooth sawfish)
Lineage: Eukaryota; Metazoa; Chordata; Chondrichthyes; Rhinopristiformes; Pristidae
Gene: rpl27a
Product: ribosomal protein L27a
Exons: 4
Coding region: 186-521 (111 amino acids)
Biological process (GO): translation
Cellular component (GO): ribosome; cytosolic large ribosomal subunit
Molecular function (GO): structural constituent of ribosome
Source: RefSeq, a predicted model, not a curated record